AUGGAUUUAACUGAAGAAGAGAGAUUAAGAAGAAGAAGAAGAUCUGAGAUUCAAAGAAAUUAUGUGGAGAGAUUAUCAGGUGGUAUAAUGGCUUUGAAAAUGUCAAUACCGUAUCUCAGGGAUAUUGAAAAACCAAUUCCUCAAUACAAAGUUAUUCGUCUCGCUAUAAAAUACAUUCGAUAUUUGAACUCGAUGCUGAAUUCUGAUGAACACGUACCGGACAACUUCAACGAUGUGGUUAUGGAUGAGCUUUAUCAACACAAAUGCAGGGAGAUUUGUGUUUGCAGCAGAGGUCGAACUAAUUAA
Molecule: messenger RNA, 306 nt
Organism: Caenorhabditis remanei
Lineage: Eukaryota; Metazoa; Nematoda; Chromadorea; Rhabditida; Rhabditidae
Exons: 3
Coding region: 1-306 (101 amino acids)
Molecular function (GO): protein dimerization activity
Source: RefSeq, a predicted model, not a curated record